Messenger RNA from Erythranthe guttata (spotted monkey flower), 3624 nucleotides. The record is from RefSeq and is a predicted model, not a curated record. Lineage: Eukaryota; Viridiplantae; Streptophyta; Magnoliopsida; Lamiales; Phrymaceae.
AUGAGACUGAACUUCGAAGUCCGAAGGGUGGACACGGCGCUCAUUGGCUUCGCCGGAGAGGUAGUACAACCCAUGGGCGAGGUAACACUACCCGUGUCCUUGGGGACUGAGCCCCUACGCGCCACCCGAGCCGUCAGGUUCCUGAUCAUAGACGCGCCGUCAACGUAUAAUAUGAUAAUGGGACGACCCUCAAUGAACUCGUUCGAAGCCGUCGUAUCCACUUUCCACAUGAAGAUGAAAUUCCCGGUCCUGGAUCGGGUAGGCGAAGUUCGGGGAGAUCAGGAGACGUCAAGACGGUGCUACAACCAAGCGCUGAAGGGGCAGCGGCGCAUUAAUCCCGUCGGAUGGGGAAGAUGUUCAGAGAAGCCCGAGGGUGACGGUGUGGAUAAGGUGAAGGAAAAGAGGCCCCGCGAGGACUCGGACGAAGAAGGAGAAGGGCACAUCCAACCAAUGGAGGAAUUACAAGUGGUUCACCUAAGCGAGAGCGACCCUACCCGGGUCACCAAAAUAGGAACAAGAAUGGAUAGCGAAACGGCUGGGAGGUUGAUAUCGUUUCUACGAGACCACCAGGACGUGUUCGCCUGGUCUCCUAGAGACUUGGUCGGGAUAGACCCCGCCAUAGCCGUCCACAAGUUAAACGUAAGGCCCGGCGCCUGCCCCGUAAAGCAGAAAAGAAGACACUUCGGAGCAGAGAAGGAUAGGAUCAUUGAGGAGGAAGUAAAAAAGUUACUCGAGGCCGGACAUAUCAAAGAGGUCCGAUUCCCGACCUGGCUGUCAAACGCUGUGCUAGUAAAAAAGACGGACGGAAGAUGGAGGAUGUGCAUAGAUUUCCGUGACCUGAACCAAGCAUGCCCUAAAGAUCACUACCCCCUGCCAAGGAUCGACCAGCUAGUGGACUCAACCGCGGGGUGCGCGAUGUUAAGCAUGAUGGACGCCUCGCAAGGAUACCAUCAGAUUCGCCUAGACAAGGAGGACCAACCCAAGGUAAGCUUUGUAACCUCUACGGGAACAUACUGCUAUGUUGUGAUGCCGUUCGGGUUGAAGAACGCGGGCGCAACAUACCAGAGAUUGGUGGACACCAUGUUCCGAACACAGUUAGGACGAAACAUGGAGGUAUACGUGGAUGACAUGCUGGUCAAAAGCAAGGAGGUCAACGAGCAUCUCGACGACCUGCGGGAGACGUUUACGACACUACGGAAGUACGGAAUGAAACUCAACCCUACCAAAUGCGCGUUCGGCGUGGAAACGGGAAAAUUUUUAGGCUACAUGGUAACCAAGCAAGGAGUGGAGGCUAACCCGGAGAAGGUACGGGCUAUAAUGGAGAUGCUGCCCCCAAAAAAUAUAAAAGAAGUACAGACAUUGGCUGGCCGAAUCACAGCGUUAAGCCGCUUCAUCUCGCGGGCAGCCGACACCAGCUACCCGUUCUUUAGAAUCCUACGCAAGGGACACCGUUUCCAGUGGGGUGAUGAGGCCGAUCGUGCGUUCGAACAGCUGAAGGAAUCCCUCACUCGACUACCCCUGCUCGCGAAGCCGGAGGUCGGGGAGAAAUUGUACGUUUACUUGGCGGCAGGCUGUCAGGCCGUGAGUGCGGUACUGUUGAGCGAAAGAAACGGAAUCCAGCGUCCUGUCUACUACGUAAGUCGGAUGCUCAGAGGAGCUGAAAAAAAUUACUCGGAGAUCGAAAGAACAGGAUUAGCUCUCGUGGUCACGGCGCGAAAAUUGAGACCAUAUUUCCUGUCACACACAAUAAUAGUGCGAACCAACCUUCCCCUAAAAGGAACGUUGGGAAAGAUGGACGUGUCCGGCCGAAUGGUUAAAUGGGCAGUAGAGUUAGGACAAUUCGACAUCGGGUACGAGGCGCAGGCCGCCAUCAAGGGGCAAAUAUUGGCAGACUUUUUGCAAGGGACGGCACAGGAGAAAGAAGUCGGGGAGUGGAGGAUCUUUAUCGAUGGUUCCGCCACCCAGUCGGGAAGCGGAGCCGGGGUGUUGUUAAUUGACCCGGAAGGGGAGGAGUAUGAGUACGCAAUUCGAUUGGCCUUUCGAGCGUCAAACAACGAAGCCGAGUAUGAGGCCCUGCUGCACGCCCUGCAAUUGGCCUCCGAUGCAGGAGCCGAUUCUUUGGAAAUACUCUCUGACUCACAACUAGUCGUCCAACAAUUCAACGGUGUGUUUGAGACGAAGGACGAACGAAUGGAGGAAUACUGCAUCAGGGCAAAAAGACUAGCCGAGGGUUUCCAUAGGAUGGUGCUCAGACAGAUCCCGAGGGAGGAAAACGAGAAGGCAGAUUUCCUGGCAAAGAUAGGAAGUAUGUCCACUGACUGUACUUCAAGGAAGAUAACAAUCCUCGAGGGACAGCCAAGGGAGCGUUGUGAGGUAGCAACAACGGGGUUAGCCAAAGACUGGCGACAAAGCAUCAUAGGAUGCUUAAAGGGUGAAGUGUUAUCCUGUCGGAGGGAGCAGGGCAAGUUAGAACUGAGGUCGAGAAACUUUUGUUUAGAUAGAGGGAUAUUAUAUAAACGCGGAUUUACCAGGCCCCACCUGAGAUGCCUCAGCGAGGCCGAAGGAGCCAAUGCGAUCAGGGAGGUCCACGAGGGCUGUUGCGCGGAUCAUGCCGGAGGCCGAGCGCUCGCAACGCGAUUGCUGAGGGCAGGGUAUUUCUGGCCAACUAUGAGGAGGGACGCGGUACAAUUUGUAAGAGGUUGUGACAAAUGUCAGAGAUACGGCCCACGCAUACACACGCCCGGAGAGGAGAUGACAAUAGUGGACGCCCCCUGCCCGUUCGCCCAGUGGGGAAUCGAUAUCGUGGGUCCCUUACCACUCGCGGCGGGGCAAAGGAAGUUUCUGAUAGUCGCCAUAGAUUACUUCUCCAAAUGGGUCGAGGCCGAAGCAUUGGCAAGAAUCACGGACUCAGAAGUAAUGAAGUUUAUAUGGCAAAACAUAUGUUGUAGGUAUGGGCUACCGAGAGACCUCGUCUCAGACAACGGCACGCAGUUCAAUUCGGCACGAAUGACCAAGUGGUGUAAGGGCCUGGGUAUAAGGCAGAGGUACGCGGCGGUGGCACAUCCGCAAGCAAAUGGGCAGGUCGAGGUAACAAACAGGGUUAUAAUCGAGGGCAUCAAGAAGCGGCUGGACAAAGCAAAGGGCAAUUGGGUCGACGAGCUGCACUCGGUCUUAUGGGCGCACCGGACGUCCCCCAAGGAGGCCACGGGAGAGACUCCGUUCUCGCUAGUACACGGGUCGGAGGCGGUGAUACCACUGGAGAUCGGAAUACCCUCAAGGCGAGUAAAAAACUUCAACGAGGCGGGGAAUGAAGAAGAACUGAGAAUCAACCUGGACUUCGUAGAGGAGCUGAGAGAGCAGGCCGCGAUCCGAAUGGAAGCAAGCAAGGCAAGGAUGAAAAAUGCCUACGACAGGAAAGUAAAGAAAAGGCACUUCCAGGUGGGAGACCUGGUGCUCAAACAGGCAGACGCCCUAAAAGCCACCGGAAAAAUGGAGCCUAACUGGGAAGGACCUUACAUCAUCAAGAAGAUACUGAAGGGAGGAGCAUACGAGUUGGCCACAGCCAACGGGAGUAAACUCCCCCGGCCAUGGAACAUAGGACACCUAAAAAAAUAUUUUGCAUGA